AUGUCCAAAAUACUAUCUCUACAACUUCCAUGGGUUGAGAAGUACCGUCCUCAAGUUCUAUCAGAUAUAGUAGGUAAUAAAGAGACCAUUGAUAGGCUCCAGCAAAUUGCUAAAGAUGGUAACAUGCCUCAUAUGAUCAUAUCUGGUAUGCCAGGUAUAGGUAAGACCACUUCAGUCCACUGUCUUGCUCACGAGCUUUUGGGACAUUCCUAUGCUGAUGGUGUUUUGGAACUGAACGCUUCAGAUGACAGAGGUAUUGAUGUUGUCAGAAACCAAAUAAAACAUUUUGCCCAAAAGAAAUUACAUCUACCUCAAGGGAAACAUAAAAUAGUUAUUCUUGAUGAGGCAGACUCAAUGACUGCGGGCGCCCAGCAAGCCUUGAGAAGGACCAUGGAACUGUAUUCAAAUUCUACGAGGUUUGCAUUUGCUUGUAACCAAUCAAAUAAAAUUAUUGAACCACUGCAAAGUAGAUGUGCCAUUCUAAGGUAUUCUAAACUGUCAGAUGAGGAUGUUUUGAAGCGCCUUCUGGAGAUCAUAAAACUGGAGGAUGUAAAAUAUACAAAUGAUGGGUUAGAAGCAAUCAUUUUUACAGCAGAAGGUGACAUGAGACAAGCAAUAAACAAUCUACAAAGUACAGUAGCGGGCCAUGGUCUAGUGAAUGCAGAUAAUGUCUUUAGGAUUGUUGACUCUCCGCAUCCUCUAAUAGUGAAGAAAAUGUUAUUAGCCACGAACCUAGACGAUUCGAUUCAAAUUUUGAGAACAGACCUCUGGAAAAAAGGUUAUUCUUCAAUUGAUAUCGUGACAACAUCCUUCCGUGUCACCAAAAAUUUGACACAAGUCAAAGAAUCAAUUAGGCUAGAAAUGAUAAAAGAAAUCGGUCUGACCCAUAUGAGAAUUCUGGAGGGUGUUGGAACAUACUUGCAAUUGGCAAGUAUGUUAGCGAAAAUUCAUAAAUUAAAUAAUAAAACCUAA
This is a messenger RNA of Saccharomyces mikatae IFO 1815, 972 nucleotides long. RefSeq names its product replication factor C subunit 4 (gene RFC4). Gene Ontology annotation, biological process: DNA-templated DNA replication; DNA repair. Gene Ontology annotation, cellular component: Rad17 RFC-like complex; Elg1 RFC-like complex; Ctf18 RFC-like complex. Lineage: Eukaryota; Fungi; Ascomycota; Saccharomycetes; Saccharomycetales; Saccharomycetaceae. The record is from RefSeq and is a predicted model, not a curated record. The coding region runs from base 1 to 972 and encodes 323 amino acids. The transcript has a single exon. Gene Ontology annotation, molecular function: ATP hydrolysis activity; DNA binding; ATP binding.